Danaus chrysippus (African queen) is the source of this 3624-nucleotide messenger RNA. Lineage: Eukaryota; Metazoa; Arthropoda; Insecta; Lepidoptera; Nymphalidae. The record is from the annotation of a GenBank genome assembly.
AUGCUGUCAAGAGGAGUGAAGUACAAGUUAUUGGAGGAUGGCGAUGGUGACCCCAGUCCGGAGCUGGUGUCCGUGCGCCUCCCCAUCCAUGGCAUGACCUGCCAGUCCUGUGUGAGGAGCAUCGAGGGAUCGGUCAGGGAACUGCCGGGAAUACACUACGUUAAGGUGGAGCUGUCAGAGAAGGCUGGUUACUUCAAGUAUGACCCCAGCGCGUGCUCCGCGGACAGCAUCCGCUCUCAUAUAGAAGAUAUGGGCUUCGACGUUACGGACAAUAGCGACGGAGAGACGAGGAACCUCCUAAACCCAGAGAUCCCCACCGACACGCUGAUAGACAUGAGCACGGACGCCAGCCUGCUGCUCGCUGUGGUGGGGAUGACCUGCCAGUCGUGCGUCGACUCCAUACAGGGUGCCCUCAAAGCCUUGCCAGGUGUAACCAGGUGUACCGUCAGUCUGUCCCAGGGUACUGUCCAGGUGAGCUUCACUUCCGGUGACGUCACACCGGAAGACAUCCGGGACACCGUGUACAACCUCGGCUUCGACGUGGACAUCAUCACCAUCACCGACAAAGAUACAAAGACGAAGGACCAGGGCGGCUCCGGGGACAGAAGGAAGGGCCCGGGAGGGGGGGAGGUGGCCAGGAAAACCAAUGGUAACGUGCCAACAGAGAUAUCAAGAUGUACCCUGGAGGUAAAGGGGAUGACGUGCGCCUCGUGUGUAGCGGCUAUAGAGAAACAUUGUGCUAAAUUAACGGGUGUCCAUUCGAUAGUGAUAGCCUUAUUGGCGGCUAAAGCCGAGGUCCGUUACGAGCCGGCUAAGAUAUCCGCAGCGGCUAUAGCCGACUCCAUCACUGAACUGGGAUUUACCUCCGAACUCAUCAGCGACAGCGGCGCGCCGAAGGAUUUGAACUUAUUAAUCAAAGGCAUGACGUGUGCGUCGUGUGUCAACAAAAUAGAGAAAUCUCUGAUGAAGCUGAGCGGAGUGGUUUCUUGCUCCGUGGCACUAACUACCAGCAAGGGUAAAGUCAAGUAUGACCCCGAAGUGAUCGGCGCGCGUCGCAUAUGUGACGCUGUGGGGGACCUCGGGUUUGAAGCGAGCGUAGUCGGGUCACAACACAAGGGCACCGCCAACUAUUUGGAGCACAAAGAAGAAAUCCGUCGUUGGCGCAACGCGUUCCUCGUGUCCUUAAUAUUCGGCGCGCCGUGCAUGGCGGCUAUGACGUACUUCAUGUUGGGUAUGACCCACCACUCCGCCAGAGACAUGUGUUGCGUGUUACCAGGACUCAGUCUUGAGAAUCUUCUGCUGUGGCUGCUAGCUACCCCUGUGCAGUUUAUCGGCGGCUGGCAUUUCUAUAAACAAGCGUACAAGGCGUUGAGACACGGAACGUCAAACAUGGAUGUACUUAUAUCUAUGACUACUACUAUAAGUUAUUUAUAUUCCGUGGGCGCAGUGGGCGCGGCCAUGGCGCUACAGAAGGACACGAGCCCGCUCACGUUUUUCGACACGCCGCCCAUGUUACUAGUGUUUGUAUCGCUAGGCAGAUGGCUAGAACAUAUAGCUAAGGGUAAGACAUCUGAAGCGUUAUCAAAGUUGUUAUCUCUGAAGCCUACGGAGGCUGUUCUCGUGACUCUGGACCCUGAGGGACGCGAGGUCUCCGAGAAGAACAUACCAGUAGACCUUGUGGAGAGGGGAGACAUACUCAAGGUUGUUCCGGGUGCUAAAAUCCCAGUAGACGGGAAGGUGAUCUCCGGCCAGAGCACGUGUGAUGAGUCUCUUAUAACGGGAGAAUCCAUGCCAGUCGCUAAGACUAAAGAUUCUUUAGUGAUAGGAGGCAGUAUGAAUCAACACGGAGCGUUGUUAGUAAGAGCUACACACACGGGCGAGGCGAGCACACUGGCGCAGAUAGUGAGGCUUGUUGAGGACGCGCAGAGCAGCAAGGCGCCCGUACAGAGACUGGCUGAUACUAUCGCCUCUUACUUCGUGCCAAUGGUUGUGUUCCUGUCGCUACUGACGCUCGUCUGCUGGACCAUCAGCGGCGCGCUCGACGUGGAGCGGAUCAAGGCCAUCACUCCGGAGAUCUACCGUGACGCGGGUUUCUCAGACUGGGAGCUGAUCGUACAGACGGCCUUCCACUUCGCAUUAUCAGUGUUGGCCAUCGCGUGUCCGUGCGCGCUGGGUCUGGCCACGCCCACGGCCGUCAUGGUGGCCACGGGUGUGGGCGCGCGGCUAGGACUGCUCAUUAAGGGGGCGGAGCCUCUAGAAAACGCUCACAAAGUGAAAACAGUGAUAUUCGACAAGACAGGCACUGUCACGCGGGGCGACACAUCCGUGGCAAGAGUGUCUAUACUGACAGGCGACCCCUCUACACUACCGGAAGUCAUCACGUGUAUACUGACAGCGGAGCUGAAUAGUGAACAUCCGGUCGCUUCCGCUAUCGUACGAUGGUGUACAAGCGUGGUGGGCUCCCCACGAGCGAUAGUCCGAGGCUUCACCGCGGCGCCGGGCUGCGGGUUGCGGGCACGCGUGUUACUCACUGAACGGCCACCGGGACUAGAUAAAGAUGGCGUCCUGUCACAAUUGGGCGGAGUCCCCGUGGAAUUUGUGGGCGGGGAGGGGGACGCUGCUUUAAGCUCCGCCCAGGCCGCUGCGAGGUUACAAAGGGUCAUUAAGGCUGCUGAGCAAGGAGAGGAAGUGGAGCAAGUAGUGCUUAUAGGGAACAGGGAGUGGAUGCACAGGAACGGAGUGACGGUACCGAGGAGGGUGCAGGAACAGCUGAGGAAUGACGAGGAAUUGGGGAGGACGGCUGUACUGGUCGCUAUUAACGAGCAGCUGGUGUGCACGAUCGGUGUGUCAGACCAGGUUAAGCCCGAAGCGCAUCUAGCCGUGUACUGUCUGAAGAAAAUGGGGCUUGAGGUGUGUCUACUGACGGGAGAUAAUAAGAAGACGGCUGCCGCUAUAGCGAGACAGGUUGGAAUCAAUAAAGUUUUCGCGGAGGUUCUACCAUCACACAAAGUGGCUAAAGUCCAAGAAUUACAGGAUAAAGGACAGAAAGUUGCUAUGGUUGGUGACGGUGUGAACGACUCCCCGGCGCUGGCUCGAGCUGAUGUCGGUGUAGCGAUAGCCAGCGGGACCGAUGUGGCUGUGGAGGCCGCUGAUUUAGUGCUUAUGAGGAGUGACCUCCUGGACGUAGUGUCCUGCCUCCAGCUGUCCCGGGUGACCGUACGUCGUAUUCGUAUGAACUUCGUGUUCGCGUCCGUAUACAACCUGCUGGGGAUACCGCUGGCUAGCGGGGCGUUCGCUCUGUACGGACUACAGCUACAGCCUUGGAUGGCAUCCGCUGCUAUGGCUAUGAGCUCCGUGUCUGUGGUGUGUUCCAGUCUACUGCUGAAGACCUUCAAGAAGCCGACGAUGGAACAGCUGAAAACUCCAGAGUAUCUACAGUCACUACACCUGGAACAAAUGGAACAAAUGGAGGCGGUGACUGUACAUAGAAUGGAUGACAAGACGGAACAGGAUAAAGGAACACCACUGGCCAAGUUAUUCCGCAGCAAGCCCAACGAAGACUUCCUACUGCGCGAAGAGGACGACCUGCUGACCGUGUCUUUCAUACCGAAGAGGUCGAGCUAG